AGCAAGGAUGAUGAGGAUGCCUACGUUUCCAUGCUACGAAAGUGCAUUGAUGCCUCAAAUUUGAGAAAUGCAAAGGCAAUCCAUGCAAAAAUCUUCAAAGGGGAUAUUUGUGGUUCCUCAUGGCUCUUUCUGGGCAACCAUCUGAUCAAUGCGUAUGCAAAAUGUGGUGAAACUUGUGAUGCUCUUCAACUGUUUGAUGAAAUGCCCCAGAAGAAUGUGGUUUCUUGGACAGCCCUCAUUGCAGGCUUUGAGCAAAAGGGUUUGUCUGCGGAGUCUUUUUCUCUGUUUAAGCAAAUGGGUGCGAGUGGAAUGAGGGCGAAUGAGUUUACCUUGGUCAGUGCUCUCCAUGCCUGCAGUGCUGCGGAUUUUCUGGGUGUAGUACAUGUUUAUCAAGUUUAUGGUUUGAUAAUCAGGCUUGGAUUCGAGUCUAAUGUUCACUUACUGAAUGCUUUUUUGGUGGCAUUGAUGAGGCAUUGCAGAUUGAGUGAAGCUUUCGAGGUGUUUGAGGAGAGUCAUCAUAGGGACAUUGUCAGUUGGAAUACUAUAAUAGGUGGUUACUUGCAGCUUUCUUGCAGGGAAAUUCCGGGCUUUUGGGUUAGAAUGAUUUCAGAAGGCAUAGUUCCGGAUGGAUUUACCUUUGCCAGUGUACUAACAGGGUUGGCUGAUCUUUUGGAUUUUGAAAUGGGAGUUCAAGUACAUGGGAAGCUUGUGAAGUCUGGUCAUGGAAGUGAGAUGUGUGUUGGGAAUGCCUUGGUUGAUAUGUACCUAAAAAAUCGGAAAUUGGUUGAGGGCUUUAAAGCAUUUGAGGAGAUUCCUUUACUUGAUGUGUCCUCUUGGACUCAGAUGGCUAUAGGUUGUUUAAACUGUGGGGAGCCUAAUGUGGCACUUAAGGUUAUCGGAGAAAUGAGGAGGAAGGGUGUCAAGCCAAAUAAGUUUACUCUUGCAACAGCAUUCAAUGUGUGCGCCAAUUUAACGUCUUUGGAGGAGGGUGAAAAAAUUCAUGGCCUGAGGAUUAAACUUGGGCAUGACGUGGAUGUAUGUGUAGAAAAUGCUUUACUUGAUAUGUAUGCAAAAUGUGGAUGCAUGAGUAGUGCACUUAAGGUUUUCCGAUCAAUGGAUGAAUGGUCAGUUGUCUCAUGGACAACUAUGGUUAUGGGGUUUGCACAGAAUGGCUGUGCUAAAGAAGCUCUUGAAAUUUUUGAUGAGAUGAGGCUGAAAAGAGUGGAGCCUAACUGCAUUACUUUUAUAUGUGCACUUUAUGCAUGUAGCCAAGGAGGAUUUGUUAACGAGGGAUGGAGUUAUUUCUCUUCAAUGAGCUCUCAGUAUGGUAUUGACCCUGGAGAAGAUCACUAUGCCUGUAUGGUAAGCCUUCUUGGCCGAUCAGGGUGUAUUAAAGAAGCUGAAGAGUUGAUCCAUGGCAUGCCGUUCAAACCAAGUCUGCUGAUUUGGCAAACAUUGCUUGGUGCUUGUCGGCUUCAUGGGGAUAAUGAAACUGCAAAACGUGCAGCAGAACAUGCAUUGCAUCUUGAUAAAACUGAUCCUUCAGCUUAUGUACUGUUAUCUAAUACAUUUGCCAGUUCAAAUAACUGGGACAGUGUUGGAAUAUUGAGAGAAGUAAUGGAAAAUCAGGAUGUGAAGAAAAUGCCUGGGUCCAGUUGGAUUGAACUAGACAGAAAUGAGUCAGUAACUAAAAGUCAUAGGGUAUCAAUAUGAGAAGAAAUUGGGAGAAAAGAACAUAUAGCAGCAGAAUGAGAUUUCUGUCCAUCAUCAGCAUCAGAAUGAAAGUUCUACUCUUCAUCUAUUUGAAGAAUUAAGGGAUCAGAGGUUUAUUAGGACACUUUCUAUAUGGUAUUACCAUAUCGAAGGAUAAGUGGCAGCAAUAGCC
Messenger RNA from Coffea eugenioides, 1885 nucleotides. Its product is annotated as pentatricopeptide repeat-containing protein At3g09040, mitochondrial-like. The transcript has a single exon. Lineage: Eukaryota; Viridiplantae; Streptophyta; Magnoliopsida; Gentianales; Rubiaceae. Bases 31 to 1713 code for a protein of 560 amino acids. Gene Ontology annotation, molecular function: protein binding; RNA binding. The record is from RefSeq and is a predicted model, not a curated record. Gene Ontology annotation, biological process: RNA modification.